Molecule: messenger RNA, 5232 nt
Organism: Homalodisca vitripennis (glassy-winged sharpshooter)
Lineage: Eukaryota; Metazoa; Arthropoda; Insecta; Hemiptera; Cicadellidae
Exons: 20
Coding region: 1-4989 (1662 amino acids)
Biological process (GO): transmembrane transport
Cellular component (GO): membrane
Molecular function (GO): transmembrane transporter activity
Source: RefSeq, a predicted model, not a curated record
AUGGUCCUCUCCAGUGUUGAUGAAGUUGCAACUGAACUACUCCGACGCCAGCACGGUUGCGUUCAUGUUGUAUUAUACCCGAUGAAUCAGAUGUUCCUAAUUGGCGGGUUAGCUGGAGCCUGGUCCUCUCCAGUGUUGAUGAAGUUACAACUGAACUACUCCGACGCCAGCACGGUUGCCUCCAUGUUGCCUCUGGGUAUUAUGGCGGGUCCAGUAGUGUCAGCGUCUCUGAUGAACAUUCUGGGCCGCAAGUACACUCUGGGUAUCGGUAUGACCAUCAUGACAGCAUCCUGUUUGGUCCUGCUGGUGGGGCGGGACGUCAUUCUCCUCUCCGUAGGCAGAUUCCUGGCCGGGAUGACCGUUGGUAUAGCCCAUUGUUCAAUACCCACGUACAUUGCAGAAAUUUCAGAGGACUCUACAAGGGGAUAUCUCAACACAAUGAGUUUCGGGUUCAGCUGCUGCGGCAGUUUCCUGAUGUACUGUGUAGGACCUUUUCUCUCCUACGCAACUCUCCACUACAUCAUGAUUGCAGUCUGCGUUUGUUUCUUCCUGUUGUUCCCUCUGCUUCCGGAGUCACCGUACUUUCUGAUCUUGAGAAAACAAGAUGAUCGUGCCAGAAACACUCUUAUUUGGCUAAGAGGAGCCGAGUCCGGUUACUGCGUAGAACAUGAACUGGUAAAAAUCCAGACAUCAAUCGAGAUCAGCCAAAACGAAACAAACAGCAUCGGACAACUGUUCUCGUCCAGAGGUAACAGACGCGCUCUAACUAUCUGCUGUUUACUGAUGGUGUUACAACAGUUGUCUGGGAUCGGCAUGGUGCUGUACUACAUGCAGCUGAUAUUCCACAAGACCCGCACAGACUACCACAGCAGCACUUGCUCGAUCAUCAUCGGAGUCAUCAAGACUGCCUCAGCCUUCAUCAGUCCUGUGGCCGUCAAAACAUAUGGCUAUAAGAAACCUAUGAUUGUCUCUACAUUCGGGAUGAGCUUGGGAAUGGCUGGCCUAGGUAUAUUUUUCCUGUUUAAAAAUGGCCAUUUUGACUUAGAUUCAAUCAAAUGGUUGCCACUUCUUAGUGUCGUCGUCUAUAUCGUUUUCUAUAGCACAGGAUUCGCGAAUAUCCCGUGGGCAUUGACAGGAGAGUAUUUCCCCAGCACCCUGAAACCUCUCGCAUCGGCAGUCGUAGGUACAACAUCUGGCUUCACAACAUUCCUCUUCAUUCGGAUGUUCGCGGUCUUCAUGUUUUAUAUCGGACUAGACUACCUGUUCCUGUCAUGCGCUUUCUUCUGCUGUGUCAGUGGCGUGUUCAUACUGUUUGCCGUUAUGGACACCAGUGGGAUGUCCUUUGUGGAGAUCCAGAAGAUGCUGAAUGGACACAGGCUUUGUCAAUCAGUAUGGCGAAAGGCUAGGUUAAGUUCCGUGAACCUACAGUUCCUCAUGUGUGGCACUGCGUUUGGAUGGUCGUCACCGAUGCUGAUGAAACUUGAACUCUCCGCCACCGACGGCAGCACCAUAGCCUCCGCCUUGCCGCUGGGUAUCGUCCUGGGGCCGUUCGUGUCGGGGGUCCUGCUGGACAGGAUCGGCAGGAAAGCCACAGUAGGCCUCAGCAUGGGGAUCAUCACUUGCUGUUACGUCAUCUUAACUCUAGUCAGCAGCGUCAGCCUCCUCUCCCUUGGCAGAUUCAUGGCGGGAGUAACCUGUGGUAUCACCUUCGCCUCUGUGCCGCUGUACAUUGCAGAAAUAUCUGAGGAUUCUGUUCGAGGUUUUCUGAACACAAUGAACCAGUUCUCGGUGGGGUCCGGAAGUCUGUUGAUGUACGCAGUCGGCCCUCUCGUCAGCUACGCCUACCUCCACUACAUGUUGCUGGGAUUGUGUGCUACCUUCUUUGUACUCUUCCCUCUCCUGCCUGACUCUCCGUACUCUCUAGUCACGAGGGGAAAGGUUACGGAGGCAGAGCGAACACUUGCCAAGCUCAGAGGGAAUUCAUCGGUAUCGUUGAUAGAAAAGGAACUCCAAGUAAUACAGAAAUCAAUCACUGAGGGCCAAGAAGGAUCAACGUCUGUGAGAGAGUUGGUCAGUUCACGUGGUAACCGCCUGGCCCUAACCAUCUGCCUGGUGUUGUUAGUGUCCCAGCAGCUCUGCGGAGUCUCCAUCGUCUUCCUGUAUCUGGAGCAAAUAUUCCAGAUGACGGGGACCAACAUCUCCAGCAGCACUUGCUCCACCGUGGUCGGCUUCAUACUCGUUAUCUCGGGCGGCAUCUCCCCCCUCGCAGUCAAAUACUUCGGCUACAAAAAGCCUCUUUUGGUAUCCACCUCCGGCAUGGCUUUAGGAAUGGGAAAUCUCGGAGCUUACUUAGCUAUGAAGUUUUAUGGAGUGAACGUGACUUCUUUCAAUUGGUUACCACUCCUCAGUGUGGUGGUGUAUAUUGUAUCCUUCAAUAUCGGCAUCGCUAACAUCCCGUGGGCGUUGGCAGGAGAGCUGUUACCCAAAAACGUCAAGUCCAACGCUGUGACAAUGAUCGCGUCAACGAGCGUACUAUUCGCCUUCCACCUAGUAAUAAAGAAUCUACUGUUCUCAGGCUUCGCUAACAUCCCGUGGGCGUUGGCAGGAGAGCUGUUCCCCAACAACGUCAAGUCCAACGCUGUGACAAUGAUCGCGUCAACGAGCGUACUAUUCGCCUUCCACCUAGUAAUAAAGAAUCUACUGUUCUCAGGCUUCGCUAACAUCCCGUGGGCGUUGGCAGGAGAGCUGUUCCCCAACAACGUCAAGUCCAACGCUGUGACAAUGAUCGCGUCAACGAGCGUACUAUUCGCCUUCCACCUAGUAAUAAAGAAUCUACUGUUCUCAGGCUUCGCUAAAAUCCCGUGGGCGUUGGCAGGAGAGCUGUUCCCCAACAACGUCAAGUCCAACGCUGUGACAAUGAUCGCGUCAACAAGCGGGCUCUUCGCCUUCCACCUAGUAAUAAAGAAUCUACUGUUCACAGGCUUCGCUAACAUCCCGUGGGCGUUGGCAGGAGAGCUGUUCCCCAACAAUGUCAAGUCCAACGCUGUGACAAUGAUCGCGUCAACGAGCGGGCUCUUCGCCUUCCUCACGGUGAAACUGUUCCCGUACCUCACUCUGUUGCUGGGUCUUCACUUCUUGUUCUGCGUGUGCAGCCUCAUGUGCCUGCUCACUGUCGUCUUUAUGUGGCUGGUCGUGCAAGAUACGAGUAGCAUGUCGUUCGUUGAGAUCCAGCUCAUGUUGAACGGCCAUAAGAGAAUAGACCUUUCACUCAAUAAACCACUGAAAAGUCCUCUUGCAGAUUCCGAUCAUAUAGACCGGUACAAGACCAUGCGUACUCGUAUGGUUGUCAAGAGUCCGGAGAUAAGGUUGGAUGACACCAAGAGCCAUAUCAGCAGCAGUUACCUCGUUGCAAUACUAGACGAGAAGGUCCGAUUUGUGGAAAAUAAGAAUAUAAUUUUUAAAUUGUGUUUUAUCUCUUCCUCUCGACUCCCUAAAGCUUGUUUACUUAACCUAAUGAGUUCUGAGAACAAGUUAUCAGUGUUUGUGUUGGAGCCCUCCCCAGCACCGAGCAGCAGACACCACGACAUGGAUCCCCAGCCCGACCGUACUCACUUGUACCUCAGCGUAGCUAUCUUGAAUAUUUUAUACCUGAUAUGCGGGACAACGUUCGUGUGGUCGUCUCCGGUGUUGGUGAAGUUGACACUAACUGACACCGAGGGAAGCACCGUCGCCUCCAUGCUGUCUCUGGGCAGCGUGCUGGGGCCCUUCGUGUCCGGGGCCGUCCUCGACUCCCUGGGCCGCAAGUACACCGUGGGCCUCGCCAUGGCGCUGGAGACGGCGUCCUACCUCACUCUUGCCGAGGGCAGCGGAGUCAUCGUCUUGUCUGUGGGCAGGUUUCUGGGAGGUGUGGCCUGCGGUAUGGCCUUCUCUGCAGUGCCCAUGUAUAUCGCGGAGAUCUCUGAGGACUCUGUGCGAGGGCUGCUGAACACACUGAGUCAGCUGUCGAUCUGCUCCGGGUCACUGCUGAUGUACGUGGUUGGUCCGUACACCAGCUAUGCUGCUCUGCACUAUAUAAUGCUCGGAAUAUGCGCUAUGUUCUUCCUGCUGUUCCCUCUGCUGCCUCGCUCUCCGUACGAACUCGUCAUGAGCAAUCAGAUCGCCCAAGCAGAGAAAACACUCUUGUGGCUUAGAAAGAACGUGCCACGAUCUUUUGUCGUGAAGGAGCUACAACUCAUUCAGAACACCGUACGUGAGAAUGAGGCAGAGUCGAGCUCAGUGAAGGAACUUUUCACCUGCAGAGGUAACAGACGGGCUCUGAUCAUCUGCUGCACUCUUCUCAUGCUGCAGCAAAUCUCCGGAGUCACCAUAGUGUUCUUCUACUCAGAGAAGAUCUUCAGUAUGUCAGGAUCUAGCCUCUCUAGCAGUGCUUCUUCCAUCAUCGUGGGCGCCGUCAUGGCAGGAUCCGCCGUCAUUUGUCCUGUAGCAGUCAAAAAGUUCGGUUACAAAAAACCUCUCCUCACGUCUGCUGCCGGCAUGGCUAUAGGAAUGGGUGGCCUUGCGAUGUUUUUCAUACUGAAGGUCAACCAUUUCGAAGUGGAUUCUAUAGGUUGGCUUCCACUGUUUAGCAUCGUUAUUUACAUCCUUUUCUUCAACACAGGGUUCGCAAACAUCCCUUGGGCCCUGUCUGGAGAACUGUUCCCCGGAAACAUAAAGCCGAUAGCCACGACUCUAGUCGCAGCGACUUGCGGUCUGGUCGCUUUCCUCACGUCCAAACUGUUCCCCGACCUCAUCGCUCUCCUGGGGAUCGAGUUCCUGUUCAUGGCGUGCUCGUUCUUUUGCGGCAUCACCGUGCUGUUCGUCACGCUGGUCGUCCAGGACACCAGCGGCCUGUCCUUCAUCGAGAUACAAGAGAUACUGAACGGUCGCAAGAGGAAGCACUUGACGAUAUCACGGCCUGCGGAGCCCAGUGACAAUACCACGCAUAUGUAACACGUCAACUGUGUAUGUGUUGUGACUUCAAACUCGAUUAGAGGUAGACUUUCAACACCGAAAUAACCGCGGUGCCGCUUAACGAAAUAGGUUGAAAGUAAUCAUUAGCGGUUUUUAAUGUGAUUGAUAAAUAAUUUGUAUCUAAUAAAUCUUUUAACGUCAUCGAUAUUUUUCAAAUAAAGGGUAAGUAUAUUUACGAUUUUUAAAAUUUCAUAAAUAAUACAAACUUAAUACAGUAAUAGA